Messenger RNA from Mesocricetus auratus (golden hamster), 4009 nucleotides. It is a transcript of the gene Arb2a, whose product is annotated as family with sequence similarity 172 member A. NCBI's taxonomy places the organism in Eukaryota, Metazoa, Chordata, Mammalia, Rodentia, Cricetidae. Gene Ontology annotation, biological process: regulatory ncRNA-mediated heterochromatin formation. The record is from RefSeq and is a predicted model, not a curated record. The coding region runs from base 171 to 1421 and encodes 416 amino acids. Gene Ontology annotation, cellular component: nucleus. Gene Ontology annotation, molecular function: siRNA binding. The transcript is spliced from 11 exons.
CAGACCCCGGAAGUGCAACUCGAAGUUGGUGGGGGCGCGGAUCCCGAGAGAGAAAGUGGUGGCAGGCGCGCUCCAGGGGGCUCGCCCAGCGAUCUGGAAGGCUACGCCUCCUCCCGCCUACCCCCUCAGCCGUGCAGCUGGGGGCAGAGCUCAGACUGUUCUGAAGAUUGAUGUCUAUUUCCUUGAGCUCUUUAAUUUUCUUGCCAAUUUGGAUAAGCACGGCACAAAUCCAGCAGGGAGGUCCAGAUGAAAAAGAAAAGACUACAGCAUUGAAAGAUUUGCUGUCUAGGAUCAAUUUGGAUGAGCUCAUGAGGAAGGAUGAACCACCUCUUGAUUUCCCUGAUACGCUGGAAGGAUUUGAAUAUGCUUUUAAUGAAAAGGGGCAGUUAAGACACAUAAAAACCGGGGAACCAUUUGUUUUUAACUACCGAGAAGACUUACACAGGUGGAACCAGAAAAGAUACGAAGCUCUGGGAGAGAUCAUCACAAAAUAUGUUUAUGAGCUCCUGGAAAAGGAAUGCCACUUGCAAAAAGUAUCAAUUCCAGUAGAUGCCACUGAAAGUGAACCAAAGAGUUUUAUCUUUAUGAGUGAGGAUGCUUUGACAAAUCCACAGAAACUGAUGGUUUUAAUUCAUGGUAGUGGUGUUGUCAGGGCAGGUCAGUGGGCUAGAAGGCUUAUUAUUAAUGAAGAUCUGGACAGUGGCACACAGAUCCCUUUUAUUAAGAGAGCUGUGGAUGAAGGGUAUGGAGUCAUUGUCCUGAACCCAAAUGAAAACUAUAUUGAAGUGGAAAAGCCAAAAAUGCGCAAACAGUCGUCUGCUGAUGGCACAGAUGAGCCAGCAGAGAAGCGGGAAAGGAAAGACAGAGUCUCCAAAGAAACAAAGAAGCGCCGUGAUUUUUAUGAGAAGUACCGAAACCCCCAAAAAGAAAAGGAAAUGAUGCAGUUGUUUAUCAGGGAAAAUGGUUCUCCCGAAGAGCACGCAGUCUAUGUAUGGGACCAUUUCAUAGCCCAGUCUGCUGCAGAGAGCGUGUUUUUUGUUGCUCACAGCUAUGGAGGACUUGCUUUUGUUGAACUGAUGAUUCAACGAGAAGCAGAUGUAAAAAGUAAGGUGACUGCUGUGGCAUUGACAGACUCCGUUCACAAUGUGUGGCAUCAAGAAGCUGGCAAAACCAUCCGAGAAUGGAUGAGAGAGAACUGUUGCAACUGGGUUUCCAGCUCAGAACCAUUGGACACAUCGGUGGAGUCCAUGCUGCCCGACUGUCCUCGAGUCUCUGCAGGCACCGACCGCCACGAGCUAACUUCCUGGAAGAGCUUCCCGUCCAUCUUCAAGUUCUUCGCGGAAGCGUCGCAGGCCAAGAGCAGCUCGCAGAAGCCCACCCUGACGCGGCGCUCGCACCGGAUCAAGCACGAAGAGCUGUGAGCUCGCCGCUGCCGCCUGCUAUCCCGCAGCCUCCGGCCCCCAUUAGGUUGCUUUCUUCCUCCAGCAGAGUCGUGUUCGUCUAAAUAGUGUUUUGCAUUAUCUCUAGAUGAGUACAACUGUAAAAGCAAGAUGGACUCAGCGGCCGCCUUUCCUGCGGGCUGAGCGGGGACUUGGCGCUGGGGCCGGCGGCCGACAGUGGCUGAGAGCGCCGGAGCCCCGCGCCGCUCGGCUCCUAACCUCCCCUGCGAGCCGCCGGUGUGAGCGAGCAGAGUCUGCGCGGUCCUACCGCCCGCUGCAGUGCGGCCGCUGCUGCCCAGCCUCAAUCGUGCCCAGUUUCACUUCCCCUUAAGCCCAGCAAGCUUUUUUUCUAGACUUCAAACUUUGAUUUUAAUCAAGUUUUCCCCUACCCCUCUUUUAUAAAAAGCCACACACCCGAGUCCUAGAAAUGCCAACUUUAAAUUGAGAACACGAAUGCCAUGAUGUAUGUACUAUGUAGUUUGGGGAAUACAAAUUAUUCCCUCCCUGUAACGGACCUAUUUCCUUUCAAGACCAAAAGAAAAACUGCAUAGAAAUACAUAGAGUACUGAAUUCGAGUCCUUUUUUCUGGACGUUCCUGCCGAGUUGAGGGAGAGUUUUCAUGUCUCUGACUUCCGGAGAGAAUGUUCAAAUGAAAACAUAAGCAACUAUUUUAGAUGUAGGUAUGAGGCCCCAUUUUCAGUGAAAUUUCUAACUUACAUAACUGAGCCUACUGUUAAAUGUGUAACAUGAUUUGUGGCACUUAGAAAAUACACUUAAGGCUUGCUCUCUGUGUAUUACGGUGCAGAGAGUUGGUGGUAGUUACUAAUCUGUACUAAGUGUACUUUGACCUUUCUUGUAAGUGAACCUUUUCAGAUACAGGAUUUUUUUUUGCUAUCAAGAAAAUGAAACUGCAUACUCCAAUCCUUCUGAAAGGCUAUGUAAGGUUACAGUGCGUCAGUUUUCAUCUACAAUAGGAAAAGAGAAUGAUUUUCUCUUUUAGGUACACAAUUUUUAGUGUUCCACUUCCUCUGAUAGGGUGUUGUCCUAUAAUUCCAACUGUUAGGUCCUUUACCCCAACUGGGAUCUGUGGAACACUGUAAAAUACAGAAGGUAAAAUAAGUUGACAUUUUGCUGGCUUUCAAAUUAAAACAUUAAACAUGAAUUACUUGAAUAAUUAGUGAAGAUCCUAUCCAGUGGGUGAGAUUGUGAAUUUAAUACUUCCAAUCCUUUCUUAAGUGAAUGCAACAAGUAAUGAGUCUGUCUUAUUUGAAAACAUGCAAAAGUAUAUACAAAAUGAUACUCAGGCACUGCCUAAUGCCUCAGAGUAACCAGAACUCAACACACUUAUGGAGAAUUUUUUUAACACUGUGAACUGAUUUCAGAAAGUUUUAGAACUGUUAAUAUCCCAUGUUGUUUGACAUAUAAAUGCACUCAAUAGUUCUGUGUUUUCAAUACCUGGGAAGUAAAGGACCAGUGAUCGUGUCUGGACAUCUUCUGAUAUUACUUAUUAAGAGGAAGAUCAAAAUGGCAUUUUAUCCAACUCCUGAGCCGUUUAAAAUGUGUUACUCCAAUAAUGUCAAGCACAGUGCUCUGUCAUAGUGGCCCUUCUCGUUUCUAAUUGUAGAGGGAUUGGUGAACUCUGUAAAGAUAAUGCUGUCCUCUCAAUGACUGGCUUUGAAAAAGUGGUGUGGGUUGAAUACAUCUUACCAAAUGCUAUAAAUUAUCUGGUGUUUUCAAUAUAUGAAAAUAUGCACAAGAAACUAAUUUUGUGACAUUAAGACAAAAUCAUCACUCAGGCAGAGAUAAAUUUGGGAAGCUUCUGCUGCUGAAUUGAAGGAAAGUAAAUGUGCUGAGCUUCUGAACCAGAGGGCUCCUGGCCCUCCUCCAGGUCCCUCAGUUUUACAGAGAAAGUCACUGCUUCCUUAAGAUGAGUUGUUCACAAUCUCUGAAUUGUAACCUUGUUGUCUAUCUGAUAGAGAGCUGUUUACAAAGCUAUAUUUUGUAAAUGUCUGUUACUACUUAUGGAUCUGCACUGUAGCAACCCAGAGGGAGCCAGGCAAAGCCUUCCAAUGAUAAGUGAUUCCUUAUAAUGUAGGGUUUCUUAACCUGUUGAUUGGGAUGCUAUCCGUAUAUGUAUAAUAAUACUAUUCACCUCAGUGGCCAGUGUUAAUAACAGCUCUUCUCCCUGUAGUUUCCUUUAAAAGAUUCUAGGCCCGUGGUGGUCUGAAGGUAGACUGUGGGCUUUUUUAAUUUUCUUUACUCAUAUGCUUAUUUCUUAGAGUAAAAAGAUUGAGAAAGACAUAAAUUGGAGAUGCAGAACAGUCCUGAUGAAGCUUCAGUGCCAGGCAGUUGCUUUGGAUCUUUCUAAAAGGGACCUGACAAGAAGUCCUUGAAAGCCAGCCUGAGUGUGUGAAAGACCAUCUACUCAUAACAAUUGUCCUUUCCUCACGCUUCUGCCUUGUGCUUCCUGGAAUGCUGCAUUGCUUAUAUGUCAAAAAUAAACAAAGCACAGGAGUUUCCUUUAAUGUCUUUUCUGUUUAACAUUUUAAAAUAAAAAAGUUUUCCAACAA